CGCGUCAAACGUCGGAAGCGACGGUCUCGAAGGCACACCAGGACAAGGUGUCGGAUCGACGCGUACGUUGUUCAUAAAAACGGUGAUAAGUGGACCGACGGGGAAGCCUAACGUUGGAAAUCAUCGUUGUCUCUGAUGUGAAUGUGAUGCGACGUAGUUCAUUUCUUGCGUGAAGCGUCGAACAAGAGGUUCGGAAGGUAGCGAAGAAUCGGUAGAGGCCAACUUUAAACGAUGAUGGCUCAAUUCACUAAGAGACAAUGGCUCACGCUGAUAGUCAUCAGCCUCGCGGAUUUCGCGAACGCCAUUUGUGUUUCACUUCAGGCGCCAUUCUACCCUCAAGAGGCGGAGAGAAAGGGUGCAUCUGCCUCUGAAUAUGGCUUGGUGUUCGGAGUCUUUGAAUUGGUCGUCUUCGCUAUCAGUCCUGUCUAUGGACAAUACUUGCAUCGCAUCGGGCCAAAGUUUCUGUUCAAUGGCGGUAUCCUGACGACAGGAACUUGCGCUAUCCUCUUCGGUCUGUUGGACAAGGUGAACGGUCAUUAUCCCUUCAUAGUUCUUUCGUUCGUGAUUAGGAUCGUCGAGGCGAUGGGCAACGCUGCUUUCCUUACGGCUAGCUUCGCCAUUAUCGCCAAGGAGUUCCCGGAUAAUGUCGCUACGACCUUCGCCAGCCUCGAAACUUUCUUUGGCUUGGGCCUCAUCGUUGGGCCCACUGUGGGCGGCGCACUUUAUCAGGUUGGUGGAUACACAACUCCAUUCGUUGUCCUGGGAUCAGCAUUGUUCGUAACAGCAGUCGCAACCAUAUUUAUCUUACCGGUUCAUCCGAAUAAUAACGAAGCUACUCACAGCACUGGAGGAAUGACCAGGGCUCUAAAGAUCCCAGGUGUAUUGGUAGCCAUGUGGUCUAUAAUUGCAACCAGUAUGAGCAUAGGAUUUUUACAGGCAACGUUGGAACCGCACUUGAGGCAAUUCGCGUUGAGUCCAAUCAUUUUGGGCUUAAUGUUCGUCAUUAACGGUGGCACUUACGCCAUCACGGCCCCAGCAUGGGGCUGGCUCUGCGACAACCAUUUCCAUCCAAAAGUGGCUACCUGUGCUGGAUGCAUUCUCGUAGUCAUAGGAUUCUGUUUAGUCGGUCCGGCACCGUUCAUUCCGUAUCCAACCAUGAUUUGGAUGACCAUUUGCGGUCUCGUGGUGCACGGCUUAGGCAUGGCUGCACAACUGGUUGCCAGUUUCACGGAUGCCUUGAGAACGUCGAUAUCGCAUGGAUUCCCAAACAAUCUCGAGACGUAUGGUCUCAUCAGCGGCUUGUGGACGAGCACGUUCGCCCUUGGAGCCUUCAUCGGGCCCAGCGUAGCAGGAAUCCUUCUGGACAACAUUGGUUUCAGGAACGCUAGCAUGUUCAUCGUAAUGCUUCAUCUGCUGGUGGGCGUGGUAGCCGCGGUGUUCCUUAGCGCUUGCACAAGCGGAAGGAAACAGUACACUGAAAUCGGGCCCGCGGAGGACCUGAUGACGCCGCUGACAGACAGUGGGCAAUCGCGAAGCGGCAGUCUGCGGCAUGGAGGACGUGGCCAAGGCGUACCGAUCGACAGGCCCAGCGGCAUGAAUUCCCUGAUCGCGUGCAACAGUUAUUCAAACAGGGCCGGCGCAUGGUCCCGCGCAUCUUAUAGCGGUCGAUAUUCCCACAGUUACGGGUCCAUCGAAGCUAAAAGGUACCUGGAGAUGACCUCGUGAUGGCUGCCGUAGUUCUUCGCCAUCCAUGAAACCGGAGAAGUAAAUUUCGGCCGGGACGUGCCAACCGCUUCGUCCUCUUGGAUGAUUUAUUUUGCUCGCGAAACGAACUAUAUCAUCAUCCACUCGACGUGUCGAGUUUGUUUAAGUUUAAGUCUGAUGUCGUGUGUUUAGUAGGCCAUUUAUAUUUAUAGUUCCUUGUAAUAAUAUUCCUAGCAACUCCGUGUGCCUUAUUUUACCUAUAAACGUCAGUCUGUCCAAAGUGCAAUAUUCAUAGAAUGUCGAAUUUAACAUUAUGGUCGUUCUUAUAUCAUGGGCAAAUUGUACAUAGAAGCGCGCGUACUCUUAUUGUUAGUCGAUAUAGCCGUACGUCAUUCGCACGUUCCGUCGAUGACGUCCUCUCGAUUCUAUUAAAUAUUGUACGAUAAUUAUUGCUCCGCAUGCCUAUAAU
Messenger RNA from Hylaeus anthracinus, 2173 nucleotides. RefSeq names its product MFS-type transporter SLC18B1-like. Gene Ontology annotation, biological process: transmembrane transport. Gene Ontology annotation, molecular function: transmembrane transporter activity. Bases 232 to 1725 code for a protein of 497 amino acids. Lineage: Eukaryota; Metazoa; Arthropoda; Insecta; Hymenoptera; Colletidae. The transcript is spliced from 8 exons. The record is from RefSeq and is a predicted model, not a curated record.